CAAGGAGGCCCUCCAGAAACCUACUGUCCUAGGUCGCAAGUCCUAGGAAUUGCUCUGAGUUUCUUCCUCUGCCACGCGGUGGACCCGGCGCCCUCACGGCGAAUCCAUCGAAUGCUAAGAACUAGAGUUUCUCGUAAGCCUCCGCGUGCCUUGCCUCCUGUUCGCAGAGCGCCGCCGAGAGCUUCGCGUCUCCGCUCAGCAUCAGCUGGCCGAGAUAAACGCUCCGAAUUAAGAGCUCGAUAUUGGGCUUUGCUUUUCGGAGACUUACAGAGGGCUAUCGGUGAAAUUUACAACACUGUUGAAGCUCACGAAAAUAUAAAUGAGUGCCAAGAAGUCAUAUUAGUGCUAGAGAAUUACAUGCGCGAUUUUAAAUCUUUAGGAGAGUGGUUUAGACUGAAAUGGGAAUACGAUAAUACACCUCCACCGCAAAGGCCACAGAGCUUAGCUUGGGAAAUUAGAAAGACUGACUUUGUGAGACCAGAGUCAAGACGAAAUCAUUCCGUCAGGAGUUCUCCAUCCGUAUCCGGAAAAAACAGCCCAUCUCUCUCAGGACAUAACACACCGAGUGGAAAACAUAGCCCCAAUCUAACUGGUAAGGCUAGCCCAGGAAGUGGUAAAAUAAGUCCUAGGAUAUCAGUAAUUCCUAGCUCCAGUCCUAAAGCUAGUAUUGAAUUCUUUAGCAAUAAAAUAUCUCCAUCAAAAAUAACAGCAAAACCGGAAGCUAAAAUUGCUAAAGAAUCUACUAGAUUGUCAGACAUUAAAGAAAAAGAUAUAAAAGAUACAUGUGAGGAGGUUGUGACUGAAGAAACCCCAUCUAGUAAUAAAGAUGUUACUCCUAAUAAACAAGAACCCAAGUCUAUUACUGUUGAAAUUGGGACAGUGAAAGAGUAUCAAAAUGUGUCUCCUAAACAAGUCAUAAUAAAAUCUCCCAAACAUUCUAAAUCAAAUACAGUAAAUACCAAACAAGAUUCUGAAGAAAUGUCUUGCCAAGCUAAAGCUACUAUUGCCCAGUUAAAUGACAUGGAAGGUAAAUUUUUACAAAAACAAAUUUCAGCUAAUCAGGCUAAAAAUGAAAAUAUGAUUAAUCAAGACGUCGAGAAAGAAAAGAACGGAACAGAAAACAUUCGAGAUAUACAAUCUGUAAAAGAGAAUGUCGAAGAAAAAGACGGGUUUUCCACUGCAUCUCCAACUAAGUCUGAAGAUAAUUUUGCUGAUGUAUCAAAUGAAAGUUCACCUAAGUUAGAAAUCGAUAAAAACCAUAUUGAAAACAAAGAGGUUAUUUCUGAAACAUCACCAGAUAAUAGUACAAAAAUAGACACUGCAAACAUUGGAAGUUUCAAAACAACUGAAAUGGAAGACAGCACAAAAGUCGAAAUUUUGGGUAAUAAGGAUUCUCCUACAAUUAAUCUAAACGAAGAAGAAAAUAUCUUAAUAAGUAUCAAAGAUAGUACAAUUAAUAGUGAACUUAAAGUUUUAAAUGAUGAAAUUUUGCAAGUUAUACAAAACACUGUAGAAAUUGAUAAAAAAGAAGACGAACAGGAGAAAAAAGUUGAAGUGCUAAUGAAAACGAUCGAUGACAUUGAAAAAGAAAUUUUUAAAGGUAUAGCUACAGAAAAAGGUGAAAAUAUUGAUCGGUUCAAAGGACUUCCAAAAGACACGUUAGCUAUUGAAAACGAUGUAAAUAAAAAAGAUGAUAAUUCAAAAAAAUGUGACGUAAAACCCCUUACAGAUAAUAAGCAAGUUGUAAAACCAGCAUACUCACAAGCAGCGGCUAAACCCAAGUCAUUAAACGCAACAAAAGUGGAAGUGAAGACACCAACAAGAUUAGCUCGAAGUUCUACUGUUGUAGAAAUGCGUCCCACCACUGUACCUAAGACUCAACGAUCAUUCCAAAAGAAACACCAAACAAAUAAAUGCAGCUAUCCGUUUAAUUUGACAACUGGUCGAACUAGUCUUUUUGACACAACGCCUGCUGGUUCUACUAAUAAAGGUACAUUAUAUAAAAGACCAAUGAGUAGAAACACUCAGUUAGGGUCUGGCGAUGCCAAACCAUUGUCUGGUAAAGAAGUUCUUAAAAAGCGUCCCCCGAGACCCACUUCUCUUAGGGUAACUGAAAAAAGCGAUAAAAAAGAAAAGACAAACGCUGCAUUAGAAAAAUAUAAAGAUUCAAAAGAUUACAGCAGCUCAGAUACGGUUGUCACCCAGAUAGAUAUGUCACGAAUAGAAUCGAGCGAAAGUUUGAAAACUCUUGUACCAGAAGACAAACAGGCGCUGCAAGAUGUGGCAAAUUCAAUUGAAGUACUUAACGUUGAUAAUAAUAAAAACGACAAUGAAGGUUGGCUUACUGUGAAAUCGAGGCGAUUAAGUCGCGAAUCAAAGAAGCACUCUAAGUCACACUGGGCAAAUAGAUUUCAUCAGCCAUCGGCUACGACGAGUUUGCCCACUCUGAAUAUGUUGGAAUCUCCUAAACAGGAAACUAAAGAAUUUGUUGAUUCUAAAGUGCCAAAUAUUGAUCGCGCAAAGUCGGAGCAGCCAAAAGAAACAGAGAAAUCCGACGAAAAAAUUGAAAAAGUUGUAAGACCUGAAAAGGUGGUUAAAGUUGCUGCUAAGCCGAAAUCUGAAAACAAACCAAAGGAUCCUUCGAUGAUCCGACAAAAAUCGGAUGUAACUGGUUUACGAACAAAAUCGUCGCGGAAUAAAGUACUUACAAAGAGAGCCGAAAAAAUUAAAGAUUCUCAAAAAGAUGAUGACGGCGAAUUGACUAAAAAUCGAUUACAUUCUUCAUUAGAAAGUCUAACUACCGCUUUAGCCAGAUCUCAGGAAAGCACCCAAGACGUAUUCGAUUUUGAUAAAUGGAAAGCGGAAUUCAAGACUACUUUUAAAUAUUUAGAUGAUGACGAUCAAAUGUCUGAUCAAAACGAAAUAUUAAAAGCGGCAGAUCCCUCUGAAAUGUCCGAAAUAGCCGAGAUGACUUCACAAAUAGAAGAAAACGAGAGAAAAAUUAGCUGGGCCUUAGAUUUUCAAUCGGAAGUUGACCAGAGGAAGCUUUGUGAAGAAGAAGAUCUAUUGAACAGACAGAUAUUGGAGCUGCAACAAGUUUCAGAUAUUGAUAUCGACACUGAAACAGAUGAUACUGAGACAGACGCAGAAAUCGUCUGCGAAGAUCCGGCUACCCAAGUCGUUCCAACAGAAACUUUGGGAUCGUUAGCUGCUAGUUUAGAAGAUCAGUAUGAAACCGCACUUGCUGGGAUGACAUGGGCCGAACGCGUUGACACAUUGGUUGUCUUAGAAGCUUUGGUUGCUAGGGAUCCAGGACGAGCACAACAAUUGCAUGCUAAAUUAUCUCAAGGUAUCAAACGUAGAGGCAGCCUGCAAGACGCUUUACGCAGACUCCAAGCGAAGCAAGCGAGGGCCGAGCGCCAAAGAUUGGAAUAUCAAACUGAACGUGCAAAGAAGAUACAUCAAUUACUGGCUCGCGUUGAGGAAGUCAAAGUCGCCAAAAAUCAAUUGAUAGAGGAAAAAAGAAUCAGGAUGGAGAGGAGACUCCAAAAGGCGACUGAAAAUCGUGACCAACACAUAAAGGAUAUAGUCCGCAAAGCUCAUGACGAAGAAGAAAAAUUACGUGAGAUAGCUUUUAUCAAGCAAUUGGAAGCUGAGAAUCGACGACAUGAGUUCUUAGAGCAGUGUCGCUCUCAUACGACUCGUUUAAGACAGAUGAGGCGAGAUAGACUCCAUAAAUUGGAGCAAAAAGCGGCCCGCGAGGCGGCGGUGGGAGCCCGAAGGCAGGCCUUAGAGGCGGCGCGCAGACUCCACGUAGAAAGCAUGCUGGAGCGGCGCAAGGAACGGGACGCCCGUGUGGAGGAAUUGCGCGAGCUGCGGCGCCAGGAGCGGGACGACGCGGCGCGGGAGAAGGCGGAAGGUGUAAAGUCCCGUCUAUCAGCGCUAGCAGCCGCUGCUGAGCUAGAAGCGGACGCCCUUCGCUCUAGAAUACGAGACAAGCAAGACGCAAGUCAACAAAGACUUGAAUCACACUUACAAGCCAUCAGAGAAAAAGCCACCGGUCCUCGACAAGCCACAUCGUCAGAAAGUCAAGAUCAAAUUCCAAAAGAAGUAGAGGAAGCUGCGAGGCUCGACCAAGAGAGAAAAGAGAGAGAGAAGCAGAAGGCGAUUAAGAAGAAAGCUAGGAAGCUGAAGCAGAAAUUACUAGCAUCUGGAAAUUCGAAUCCUAUAUUCGAUGACAACAUCACAACACUAGAUACGUACUUAAAUCCAGUGACGAGUAAAGUGUAUCGUGUAAUAAGUUCCAUACGGAACAUCAUAGUGCCACUACUACCGGAAACCAAUUUAAGCCAAGCGAAUGGGUUAGAAGCCGAAGAAGAGAAAUCGGGUAAGAAGAAAAAAGGGAAAGUAGCUAACGGUAAUUCCGAAUCAGAACAAAAAAAGGAUAAUGGUAAAAAGAAGAAAGAUGAUGUCAAUUCAAGUACUGAAUCAAAUGUUAAUAAAGAUGUUAAAGAUAGUAUUAAAGCUGAGAAACCACACACAAGUGCUCAAGCGAAUAAAGUACCAGAAGAAGUAGAGAAGGAACCGAAAAAGAAGAAUAAGAAAAAGAAGAAUGCUGAAGAGAGGGCGAAGUUGAGUACAGCUAGUUCUGUUUGUAGUUCCACGAGUGAUAUGAGUAGAGCCAGUGGUAGAAGUGAUAGAAAAGCUAAGGUAGAUCUAGACUUGCCAUUCUUGGAGAAGCAGAUGAACGAACUGUACAGGAUAAUGGAGAAAUUCGAGAAGCAAAAUAUAACAGAGAAAAUGGCAAUACAGCGGUUCCAAGCUGUAAAAGUGAUCGCACAAUUGCUAGCCGUCGCUGCUGAGAAGGAAGACCUAAAUCCACCGAUAUCUGCCAAGUGCGUGUGCGCGGGCGCGGCGCUGGUGGCGCGCUCCAUGGCGGCGUGCACGGCCAGCGAAAAAGAUCUACAAUCAGACCAAAAAGAGAUGGACCUAGCCAAGCAGCUAGCCGACUGCCUGUCGGUUGCCCUGGACUCGGUCUUGUGCGCCACCCGCAUACACGACGAGAAAGGGAACGAGCCGAGGGAUGAAGUCGAGGUCCUCGUGCUGCUGAGGAACAGGGCGCAUCAGAUCAUUAGCUACCUCUGCCUCAGCGGAUGCAUCACGCGCGCAGAGAAAGCCGGCGAAGUCCGCGAGAGCAUUCAGACUCUGUUGACGGUCAGCGCGGAUCUGUGCCAUCCCUACCUACCAGAUGUUGGCUCAGAACGCACAUAUGCAAAACAAGCCCUUCGCACGGCCCUCGGUAAAAGCGUAUGCGGUUCUCGGGCGGAAUUCUGCAUGCUUUUCGCUAAGGGGGCGUCGCUGGGGCAGUGUGGAGACUUCGUAAGGGCGGCGAGGACAGCCCACCUCCUCAGAGCUAUUGCUGAGAUGGACCACCAGAUUGUGCAAGAAGCGUUCGGAGAAGGCGGAUGGCCGCUAGAAUUUCGUGCAGCGGUCGCUAGGCUGCUAUCCCAACACGCUCCCAAUGAAAAAGAAGCGCCCAGGACAACAGCUUUACAUCUGAGCAACCAACGUCUCGAUCAGACACUCUCCGAGACCAUGGUUUUGGACCUCAUCGUCUUGGUCGGAUAUGUGGUUGUCAACAACCCUCAGUUGCAGGAAACAAUAUGCGACGGUUGGAGUGUGAUAAAAGCACUCUGCACGCUACCAGCUAACUGGCUGGUGUCAGAAUCUAGGAGCCACGCGCUGUUGCCAACAUUGAUUGCGUUGUCGGAGAGACCUGCGUCUGCCGCAGCGAUUGCGUCUGAACUUAGCAUGAAAAUGCUCGAAGAAUUCUACGAGAGUCCAGAAGCUCAGAAAAUAAAACUGAUUCAAGUCAUCAAACAGGGAAGAGCGAAGAAGGGACCGGGGAAGAAGUAAACACUACACGUAAAAAACCAAAAGAUUAUAAAGAAAAUGAAACUAAAACCGAAUUUACGACUAAUUCCAAUGACGAUGAAACACUUAACUCUAAUGAUUAAUAAUCUACUGAAACUAAAAAUUAUGAUUUUGGGCCUACGGUUAACAAUGAUGAUUGAAUUAAUGAUUCAAAUAUAAAAAAAUAUUUUUGACAUUUAAAUUAAUUAUGUAAUUAUGAUGUAACAAUCGGACAUGACAAAUGUAGCUGUGGAAUUAUAUUAAAAAAUUGCGUUUCUAAAGACCUCGACAAUGUAUGUUUAGUUAUUAAUAUUAUUGGCUAUGUGUUGGCAGUGGCGUGCACAAACUCGCCACAUUUACGCCACUGUUAUACAAUGUAGGGUACUUAUUUAUUAAAACGAACUAAUUUAUUGUUUUUAUUUUUAACAAAAUAUGUUUACGUUGUUUGGAACGAAGCAGCUUGGAAAAUUAAAGAGUUAAAAAAUGACUUGUGACUAAAGUAUCAAGUGAUACUGCGACCGGACUUUACGACAACUUCGGUAAAAUAAUAUAAUUAAAAUACUUGCUGUAUUUAUUUAUUCGUAAAUGUUUCAAGUUUUCUUCGUACAAAGUAUAAAUCAUUUGUUACUAGUCCCUUAUUUUGUCGUUGUGACUCUAAAUUGCUUUACUAUAAUUAUAUCAAAAAUUAUUUCGAUUUUAUUUUUCUUUUUUGUUUCUCUAUUUAAAAUUAUCAAUUUAGGUUUACCCUUGUAGUUGGUGUUUUAGGUUCGCAAUUUCUUGUAUGUGUAAUAAAUUGCGUACAGGCUUAAUCAUUUGUCGUAACUUGCAAAUAAAAUCGAAUUAAAAAAAAAAAACAAAAAAAGCAAAACUUAAGUGUCUAUUAUUAAAUGUGAAAUUUAGUAGCUCGCUUUCAAAAUAAAACAGCGCUUAGUUCAUAGUUGUUGUGAUAGAAUGAUCUUACUAUCGAUGUUACGUGUUGUAUCAAAAAAAAAAAAAAUAUAUCAAAUAUUUAUCAAAAAAAAAAAAAAAAAAAUCUUGGUGGAAAAAUAAAUUUAACCUAAAAAAAUAAUCUUUGAAACAUGUUGUAUAACGUUACUUUGUAAUGUAGUCGUGUUUUACGAUUUUUGAUGUCUCUAUACAUAUUUUUCUAUGGAUGUAAACGAAUUGCAGAAAAAAAUAAUACGGAACCACUAUAACCGGUUACGUGUUUAUUUACUUUCAAAGUAGACAUUCAGACUUUACUGACUUUUAUUGAUAUAUUCGCACAAUAUAUUUGUGAAACUAAAUGUGAAUACUAUUUUUUAUCCUGAAUUUAAAAUAUAAAAAUAGUUAAACAUCUUUAUUUUGUUUAAUAGUAUUAUAUAUAUUUAUUAUAUGCGAUUCAAUGUGUUCUUCGAUUAGUAUUUUGUUUUACGCAGAGCAGUCUGUUAAAUUAGUGUGUGUAAGGCGGGCGGGGAGUAAGGGGACGGAGCUACUUACUAGAGGUGUGUGGAUACAUCUUCUUCAAUGUGUAGGUGAAAAGAACUAUUGCUUUCAAUUUUCCUAUUUUUAUACCGUCUUUUUGUUAUUUUUGAAGAAAUUACACAUUGUUGUUAACUUAAUUGUACUUACUAAAAGUUCCAAAUUAUUAUAUAAAUAUCAAGUCGAUUGUUAGUUUCCAUUUGAUCCUUAUUUAUAUUAUUCUAUUCUUAAUUUACAAUCAGUAUUCUUAUACUAUUUAUAUUUGGUGCCAUUAUCGACAACCUACAGUAAGAAUGAGAAGAUAGAUGUAUCGAACAAAAGGUGUGCUAGAAGUGUGCCUUGCGGGACACCUAAGGUAUAAAGAUAGAUAAAAAAAGGGAACUGUUAGAUAGUAAAUUAUAGGAACGCUGUGAUAGAAGGGAGGGAGGGGCAUAGAUUGGAAUAGAUCUUUUUUGUAAAACGAACCAAUUUUUUUUUAAUAUAUACUGAUGAUGCACACGAUCAAAUGCCUCAGUAAGUGCCGAGAUGGUUUUUCGUUCGAUUUUCCGUAUAUCAGUUUGUGAUAAGCUUUUAAUUUAAACUGUGAUUUACAUUUAUUAGUUACGCUACGAUAUCGAUGUAUAGAUGUUUUUCGUUAGCUUUAGCAUGGUGUCGUAAUGAAUGUAUUGGAUCUGUGAUUUCUUUCCUUUAGCGUUUAAUAACUUUCGCGUGUAACAUUUCAUUGUCUAUUUUUGUGUAAGCGAUAAAUAAACAUUUGUGUAACAAUAAAA
Melitaea cinxia (Glanville fritillary) is the source of this 8144-nucleotide messenger RNA. It is a transcript of the gene ssp3, whose product is annotated as golgin subfamily A member 4. The record is from RefSeq and is a predicted model, not a curated record. Bases 112 to 5916 code for a protein of 1934 amino acids. Lineage: Eukaryota; Metazoa; Arthropoda; Insecta; Lepidoptera; Nymphalidae. The transcript has 21 exons.